Molecule: messenger RNA, 2493 nt
Organism: Symbiodinium natans
Lineage: Eukaryota; Dinophyceae; Suessiales; Symbiodiniaceae
Source: the annotation of a GenBank genome assembly
AUGGAGGGCUCGCCGGGCUCGCUGUGGGAGCUUCUGAUGGCUUUCUUGGCUGAGGUGUCGAGAGCCGGUAAUGCGAUUCAAGGCUUCGGAAUGUGGCUUGUGAUGAUUGGACUGGUGCUCGAGAGCACCCCGCUGAACCUCCUCACCCGGUCCCUUCUGCCCUUCUUGGCCGGCAUCUUCGUUGCUCGCCUGUUGCCGGAGCUGUACUUGGCUGUGUGCUUUGGGUUUCUGGUUGUGGAGACGCGAAGCUGCCUGGCUCCAGUGAUCACUGGCGUUUGGAACGCGUCCGCUGCGCAGUACCCACCCCUUGGAGCCCUUGCAGCACAGGUUUCUGACAGGAGUCAGCAGUGGAUCGCAACUUUGCAAAGACACCCCUGCGUCAGAGGAAUCAUGCAGCAGCUGGACCACAGCUCUAGCAUCACGGGGCCCAGGACUUGGCUUUUUCUGGCAUGGCUUCCCCUAGUUCUACCCUGGACCCUCAUCUUCCGCCUGGAGUCCUCUGCGGCAGUGAUGCUUGCCCUUCAUGUUGGGUUCUUGCUGAACUUUCCAUUGCACUCUGCCAACUCUGAGCAGCGGGCUGACUUGCUGCGCUUGGUUCAGCACGUGGGUGUGGAGCUCCGGAGGAUGAAGAUGCGCGUGUUUGGCAUCGUGGCAGCUACAGUCGCCAUGAUGUGGGUCCUCCCGCUUUACCUAAUUAUUCCUCUAGAGGCCUUGGCCGUAGGUGGUCUUGCAGCAGCCUUGUGUUUGGAUGAACGCUUGCGAGAGAACUACAUCAACAAACUGUCCGAACUCGGUCAGAUAUUGCCUUCCGAAGAAUUGGUGGAUCAGACACUUCAGCAAGUCUUCAUGCCGUUUGUCAUUAUGACAGUAAACUUCAAUUGCCUGGCGACUUCGUUGCGUAAGCUUCCGAUGAAAAGGAGGCGGACACUCCUUGGAUGGGCAAUGGCGGGGGCUGGCACCGCACUGGCUCUGAGCCUUCUCACGUGGCUGCUCUACCUCUGCGCAGCCGGCCUGCAGUGGGUGCCUCGUGUCAUCUUGGUGGCUGUGGCCCUGACCUCCUACUCUCUGCGGGACGACACAGAGUUGAGGUCCACCGCGCUGCUCUGCGGCAUCACAACCUUUCUGACCCUGGAGAUGACAGUCACGGGCUGCGCGUGCGCCUGCCGCAUUGGGAGCGUGUCGAACACCUUGAUGAUACCGCUGAAGAUUCUGACGCACGUGGUGGGCCUCUGGCUUGCAGGCAUGUCCAUGAUUGCCAUUCAGCAGCUGUACUCUUGGAACCUGCGCCUCAGGAAGUUAAUUUUCAAAGCGUGGCUCAUGGCUGGGGAGCCCACCACCCUGACCAUCACAGUGCCGGAGGGCGGUCACACCAUGCUGGACUUAGCCCUUCAGCAGGUCGGGCACGACAGCUCUUCCAGGAACUUUGAUGUGAGUUUUGAUGGCCCGUCCAGCUUCACAACAGACAGGAUUGAUAUGAAUGGGCUCACAAAACAUUUCUGUACCCUGGUCGGAAAGGCAGUUCGGCUAGCUCCAGAUGCUGACUCUGACAGGGCAUGGCCCUUCAUGAGGCUGUGGGACAAGGAUGCUGCCCGCCCGACCUAUCACCUCAACUAUGAGGCACGCUUUUUCCAAUUCCUAAAACAUGAUGAGUACACCCCAGAGCGGGUAGAGGAGGAUUACCGCAACCUUGGCAGCCUCGUGGCAAUGUUCUUCAUGAAGGGCCUGCCCUUCUUGAGGCUGAGCAAGGCUCUGAUUAAGUUCCUGCUGCGGGAGCAGCGCGCGGAGGCAGAGGUUGACGAGCACGAGCUGGCCAUUUCCCUUGAAGACUUGGAGGAGAUGCGUCCAAGCCUUUCGAAGCAGAUGAUGGACCAACACCUGGAUGGAGCAGAGGACUUGUUCAACACGUGCUCCUUGGAAGAAGACAUUCUGGACAAGGGAACGAUCCAGAUCGCGACCGACGCCCCAAAUCCGUGGAAGCGCAGCAGGCAGAACUGCAAGCAGGUCGCCGAGAAGCUGUUGGAGAAUGACUACGUCCUGCCAGUCAUGGAAGCGUUUCGUGAUGGCUUCCGGACGCGCCUCCAGAUGGACAUCUUGGGCAAGCACUUCACCGCCGAGGAGGUUCAGGCGAUGCUUGCUGGAAGCGACACCGUCAACGUCGUGGAUUGGCGUGCUCACACGAACUACCCAAACGGCAACAGCAAUCACCCUGUUGUGAAGAUGUUUUGGCGCACCCUCAUGCGGUGCACGCAGGAGCAGCUACAGGUGCUGUUGAUGGAGGUCACGGGACAGCCAACACCUCCAGCAGGUGGGUUUCAGGAACUGCUGCCACCUUUCGCACUGGCCGUGCAUGAGCAUGACGCGGCCCAUGAAAGUCUGCGCCAUGGCAAGCUGGCAUUCCACACUUGCUUCAACUCGGUAGACAUUCUUGCGACGACAACAGAGGAGGAGUUGUCAAGCUUCCUCAGCCACCUGCUGUCUGGAAAGCAAGACUGA